AUGUCAACUAAUGGAGAUCACUCAAGUCCAGAAGCACAACCAUUAAAAGAGGAAAAUGUUAGAAAAGAAAAUUUCGAAAACAAAAAUUUCUUUCAAAAAUUAUGGUACCUAAAAAGAAAUAUAACCGUAGAGCCUAUCAUGGCAGGCCUAAUUAUAUCAUCAAUGCUGUCAAGGCUCGUGGUCCAAAAUCUUAAUUUGGACAAAGCAUGCAGAGUCAGGCUGAAUUAUACUAAUGAUAUCUGUGACUCCUUAAUUAAGCAGAAGGAAGGCAAUUUCACACUUUAUGAAGGUGAAGUACAAAAAAUCAUAUCAUCGAUUGAAGCUUGGAAAAGUAUAGUGCAGACUGCGAUACCGAUAAUACUUGUUAUUAUCAUGGGUGCAUGGAGUGACAGAACGGGUAAUAGGAAACUUUGUAUAUUGCUACCGAUAUUUGGAGAAUUCCUUGUAUGCAUCAGUAAUAUCCUCAGCACGUUUUUCUUCUAUGAAAUUUCAAUUGAAGUGACGAUGUUCUUAGAAGCUUUAUUCCCAGCAAUUACUGGUGGAUGGGUUAUGGUUUAUUUAGGAGUUUUUAGCUACGUAAGUGAUAUUACCGACGCAGAAUCGAGGACCUUCCGUAUCGGUCUAGUCAAUUUGUGCUUGACAGGAGGAGUACUGAUAGGAACGGCACUGAGUGGAAUUUUACUUAAGUUUUUGGGUUAUUAUAGCAUUUUUACAUUAUCUGGAAGUAUCUACUUGGUGACAUUUAUUUAUGGAUAUUUUUACUUGAAGACGAAAACGAAACCUGGAAUAGAAGACAAUAAGCAGACCAAACCAAUAACUGUCUUAGAUUUAGUAACAUUAGUAAAGGAGACCACGCAGGUUGCUUUUAAGAAAAGGGAAGGGAAUCUAAGAAUGAAAAUCAUCUUUACGCUUUCUGUUGUAGCAAUCGUUUAUGGACCAAAUCACGGUGAAAGACUAAUCACAUAUCUGUUCGUGAGGUAUCGCCUCCAAUGGGACGCAUUCAAAUACAGCAUUUACUCUACUUAUAGUGUCAUUUUGCACUCAGUUGGAGCUUUAUUCUCUAUCAGUGUAUUUAGUAAGCACUACGGCUUCCACGAUUCCAUGCUUUGUAUCAUCUCUAUAUCAAGUAAACUUGUCGGUUCUGUCUUCCUCGCCUACGUUAGGACUGACUUCCAAAUGUUUAUGGUGCCCGUCGUUGAAAUUCUAAACGCGACAACAUUCACGUCCCUCAGGUCAUUGGCAUCGAAGUUGGUCUGCUCUGAAGAAAUAGGAAAAAUGAACUCACUCUUCAGUCUGGUCGAGACACUCGCUGCCCUUGUAUUCGAUCCCACUUACUCUACGGUAUAUGCGAAGACCGUAUCGCUCUUCACUGGAACUGUAUACCUUUUUAGCGGUAUUAUGACCAUUCCUGCUUUAGGAAUCUUGAUGUGGCUCUUUACACGGCAUCGUCGGGAAACAAAACUUAGAAAACAAGAAGCGAUGAAGCAAGUAGUUGUGUCUGGCGACACAAAAGAGACUGUGCAA
Molecule: messenger RNA, 1524 nt
Organism: Brenthis ino (lesser marbled fritillary)
Lineage: Eukaryota; Metazoa; Arthropoda; Insecta; Lepidoptera; Nymphalidae
Source: the annotation of a GenBank genome assembly